CGUUCCCAAGGUUCUUCCUCAGGCAGUCCUCCGCGGAAGGCGUUCGGCGAGCGAUGGCGGCCACGCGUGUCCGACCCUGCGCCCGCGAGAUUUUCACGACACUGGAGUACGGACCGGUGCCGGAGAGCCACGCAUGCGCACUGGCCUGGCUGGAUACUCACAACCGCCUCUUGGGCCACUAUAUCAAUGGAACGUGGCUGAAGCCAGAACACAGGAAUCCAGUCCCUUGCCAGGAUCCUAUCACAGGAGAAACCCUGGCCAGCUGCCUGCCAGCGCAGGCUGAGGACAUCGCUGCAGCUGUGGAUGCAGCAAGGACAGCCUUUCAGACCUGGAGCCAACUGCCUGGAGCUGCUCGAGCCCAACACCUGACCCAGUUGGCCAAGAUUAUCCAGAAGCACCAGCAGCUGCUGUGGACUCUGGAGUCCCUGGUCACUGGGCGGGCUGUUCGAGAAGUUCGCGAUGGAGAUGUCCCACUGGCCCAGCAACUGCUCCAGUACCAUGCCGUCCAGGCCCAUGCCCAGGAGAAGGCACUGGCAGGCUGGGAACCUAUGGGAGUCGUUGGCUUCAUCCUGCCAACUUCUUUCUCUUUCCUGGACAUGAUGUGGAGAGUCUGCCCUGCUCUGGCUGUGGGCUGCACUGUGGUGGUCCUUGUGCCCCCAGCCUUCCCAACGCCUCUCCUCCUGGCUCAGCUGGCAGGGGAGCUCAACUCUUUCCCAGGGAUCCUCAAUGUGGUAUGUGGCCCUGCCUCGCUAGGGUCUGUUCUGGCCUCCCAACCUGGAGUCCAGAAGGUGGCCUUCUGCGGAGCUGUGGAGGAAGGACGCGCUCUGCGACGGAGCCUAGCAGGCAAAGGGCCCCAGCUGGGCCUGGCCCUUGGCACAGAGUCCCUGUUGCUGCUGCUGGACUCAGCAGAUGUGGACUCGGCUGUGGAAGGUGUGGUGGAUGCCAUCUGGUCAGACCGCAGCCUGGUGAGACCUUGUGUGCCCGUCCUCAGAUCCAGGGGUCCGCUAUAUUGCUCCAAAGACUUGGGGUGUUCACUCCCAACUUGUUUUACUUUCUGCUCUUUGGACCUUUGUAUUAUUGACAGACAUCUAUAUCUGUAUCUUUCUUCUCCUUCCCAGGUAUUCCAGGCUGGCGAUGUACCCUUCAAUAGCCCAUUCUUCUCUCCAGCCUUAGUGUCCGGCCUGCCUCCAGCUGCCCCGUGUGCCCAGGCUGAGGUUCCGUGGCCUGUGGUUGUGGCUUCCCCUUUCCGCACAGCCAAGGAGGCACUAGCCCUGGCUAAUGGGACACCACGGGGAGGCAGUGCCAGCGUGUGGAGUGAGAGGCUAGGGCAGGCCCUGGAGCUGGGCUACGGGCUCAAGAUGGGCAUCGUGUGGAUCAAUGCCCACGGCCUCCGAGACCCCGCGGUGCCCAUAGGUGGCUGCAAAGAGAGUGGAUCUUCCUGGCAUGGGGGCCCAGAUGGUCUGUUUGAGUAUCUGUGGCCCUUGGGGACACCUUCCUUGGAGCCCUUCCUUUGCGAGAGUCUCAACUAUGACACAUUUGGCCUUGCUCUGCCCUCCACACUGCCGUCAGAGCCAGAAACAGAGCCCAGCCCAGCACUUGCCUAUGGGCUAUUCGUUGGGGGCCGUUUCCAGGCUCCUGGGGCCCGGCGCUCCAUGCCCAUCCAGGAUUCUUCAGGCAAAGUCUAUAGCUGUGUGGCUGAGGGCGGAGCCAAGGAUGUCCAAGGUGCUGUAGAAGCUGCUCACCGGGCUGCCGCUGGCUGGGGGGCCCAGUCUCUAGUGUCCCGAGCAGUCCUGCUGUGUGCCCUGGCGGCUGCACUGGAGCGGAAGAAGCCAGCCUUGGCCUCCCAACUAGAGAGCCACGGAGCAGCACCUGCAGUUGCCAAGACUGAAGUAGAGCUGAGUGUGAGGCGACUCCAGAUCUGGAGCACGUGGGUUCAGGACCAAGGCCAGACACUUCAGGUAACAGGGUUGAGAGGCCCUGUGCUCCGGCUUCGAGAGCCACUGGGAGUGCUGGCUGUGGUGUGUCCAGAUGAGUGGCCUCUGCUGGCCUUUGUGUCACUGCUGGCCCCCGCCCUGGCCCACGGCAAUGCUGUGAUCUUAGUACCCAGUAGGGCUUGUCCUCUUCCAGCCCUGGAGCUCUGUCAGGAUAUAGCCACCCUGUUUCCUGCUGGCCUUGUGAACGUACUGACAGGAGAUCAGGACCACCUGACGCGCUGCCUGGCCUUACAUCAGGAAGUCCAGGCCCUGUGGUACUUCGGUUCUGCCCAGGGCUCCCAGUUUGUGGAAUGGGCCUCUGCAGGAAACCUCAAGUCUGUGUGGGUGAACAGGGGCUUCCCAAGAGCCUGGGAUAAGGAGGUCGAAGGGGCAGGACCCGAACUGAGUCUGCAAGCAGCAAGAACCAAGGCCCUAUGGUUGCCGAUGGGGGACUGAUGCCUGGAGCUACCCAUCUUGCAUGCCCAGAGAUACCAGAUGCUUGGAAUUUUUCUCUCAAAUUUCCCAUGGUUUCCAAUAAACUGAGCAACUUCUACUGCU
Alexandromys fortis (reed vole) is the source of this 2531-nucleotide messenger RNA. RefSeq names its product aldehyde dehydrogenase 16 family member A1 (gene Aldh16a1). The coding region runs from base 54 to 2429 and encodes 791 amino acids. Gene Ontology annotation, molecular function: oxidoreductase activity, acting on the aldehyde or oxo group of donors, NAD or NADP as acceptor. The record is from RefSeq and is a predicted model, not a curated record. The transcript is spliced from 15 exons. Lineage: Eukaryota; Metazoa; Chordata; Mammalia; Rodentia; Cricetidae.